Messenger RNA from Arctia plantaginis, 690 nucleotides. NCBI's taxonomy places the organism in Eukaryota, Metazoa, Arthropoda, Insecta, Lepidoptera, Erebidae. The record is from the annotation of a GenBank genome assembly.
AUGUUUAUACCGGUGACACAUGUUUUAUUUGACAUGGAUGGUUUACUUCUAAAUACGGAAGAUUUAUAUACACUGGGUUUCCAGCAAUUGGCAUCUCGUUUUGGUAAAGAAUUCACAUUUGAAGUGAAGAAGAAGGUUAUGGGCAUGCAGAGUAGAGAAUUUGCAGCCAGUAUAAUAGAUUACAUUGAUCUACCAAUUACUGUCGACGAGUUCUUGAAAGAAACAAGACAAAUAUUCAAUGAAUCAUUUCCGAAUUGCAAGGUCAUGCCUGGAGUAGAGAAAUUACUUCACCAUCUUCAUAAUCACAAUAUUGGUAUGGGUCUAGCAACAAGCAGCAGCAAGGAGACAUAUGAUCUGAAAGUUGUGAAUCAUCAAGAGCUGUUUAAUCUUUUCCCAUACAAAACAUUGGGAUCAUCAGACCCUGAAGUGAAACGCGGUAAACCGUACCCUGACAUAUUUAUUGUUGCUGCCGAGAAAUUUCCAGGAAAACCUUCACCUGAUAAGUGUUUAGUAUUCGAAGACUCGGUUAAUGGAGUCAAGGCUGCAAGAGCAGCAGGCAUGCAAGUUGUAAUGGUACCCGAUCCGCGCUUGGACCAAACGCAAACAUCUGAGGCGACGCUCGUUCUUGAUUCACUAGAAGACUUUAAACCGGAGCUGUUUGGAUUACCACCAUAUGAAAAAUACGUAUAA